Molecule: messenger RNA, 2042 nt
Organism: Mesoplodon densirostris (Blainville's beaked whale)
Lineage: Eukaryota; Metazoa; Chordata; Mammalia; Artiodactyla; Ziphiidae
Gene: GPR62
Product: G protein-coupled receptor 62
Exons: 3
Coding region: 220-1311 (363 amino acids)
Biological process (GO): G protein-coupled receptor signaling pathway
Cellular component (GO): signaling receptor complex; endosome; plasma membrane
Molecular function (GO): G protein-coupled receptor activity
Source: RefSeq, a predicted model, not a curated record
AGUUUUCUCAUCUAAAUAAUAGAGAAUUGGACCGGGGCCCUUCGAAUUCCAGCAACAGAGGGAUCCACUUCAGCCAGCUGUGUAGAGAGUGGAUCUAUGGUGUCAGUCAAGAUCCAAUCAACAAAAAAGAAAUCACUCUAUUCCAGACAAGAGGAAUUUGAUACAGGGAAGGAAUUGAACUACCAAAGGGGCUGCACAGGGUGAAGCCUGAGCGCUCGAAUGGCCAACGCCACAGGGCUGAACACACCAGAAGUCGCAGCCUCGAUGGGGUUGAUCCUGGCGGCUGUCGUGGAGGCGGCAGCACUGCUGGGCAACGGCGCACUGCUGGUUGUGGUGCUGCGCACGCCGGGACUACGCGACGCACUCUACCUCGUGCACCUGUGCGUAGUGGACCUGCUGGCUGCCGGCUCCAUCAUGCCGCUGGGCCUGCUGGCCGCUCCGCCGCCGGGGCUGGGCCGCGUGCGCCUGGGCCCCGCGCCCUGCCGCGCGGCACGCUUCCUCUCGGCGGCGCUGCUGCCCGCCUGUACGCUCGGCGUGGCGGCGCUCGGCCUGGCGCGCUACCGCCUCAUAGUGCACCCGCUGCGGCCCGGCGCGCGGCCUCCGCCCACCCUCGUGCUCACUGCCGUGUGGGCGGCGGCGGGGUUGCUGGGCGGGCUCUCCUUGCUCGGGCCGCCGCCCGCACCGCCCCCUGCCCCGGCUCGCUGCUCUGUCCUGGCCGGGGGCCUCGAGCCCUUCCGGCCGCUCUGGGCGCUGCUGGCCUUCGCGCUGCCCGCCCUCCUGCUGCUCGGGGCGUACGGCGGCAUCUUCCUCGUGGCGCGCCGCGCUGCCUUGCGGCUCCCGCGGCCCGCGCGCGGGUCCCGGCCGCGCUCCGACUCUCUGGACAGCCGCCUCUCCAUUUUGCCGCCCCUUCGGCCUCGCCCGCCCUGGGGCAAAGCAGCCCUGGCCCCGGCGCUGGCCGUGGGCCAGUUCGCAGCCUGCUGGCUGCCUUACGGCUGUGCGUGCUUAGCGCCCGCUGCCCAGGCCGCCGCGGCGGAGGCGGCCGUCACCUGGGUAGCCUACACGGCCUUCGCGGCCCACCCCUUCUUGUACGGCCUGCUGCAGCGCCCUGUACGCCGGACGCUGGGCCGUCUCGCCCGACGAGCGCUACCCCGGCCCCCGCGGGCCUGCUCUUCGCGGGCCUGGCACCCGCGGGCCCUCCUGCAGCACCUCCAUAGACCUCCAGAGGGCCCUGUCCUAGGCCCUUCUGAGGCACCAGAACAAGCCGGGGAUUUGGCAGGAAGGGAGAGCCUGAGCAUGCCAGAGGCCACGUGAGAGAUGUCUCCCAAGGUGAGCCGGGACUGGAGAAAGCAGGGUGGUAUCACAAAGGGCCCAUCCAGCCUCCAGCACAGCUUAUGGCAGGUAACCUGCCUGCACUUCUGGCUCUGGAAUGGGAGAAAGGGGGCCUGCAGCCUAGUGAGGCCCAGAGGCUUCUGGGAGCUAGGAAUCCUGAGUUCUGGGCCCAACUCUGCAUGGCCUUGUACACAGACCUACCCUUCCCUAGGCAUCAGUUUUCCCAUCUGUACCCUGGACCAUCUCUAAGGGCUCCUCCAGCUUGGGUGAUCUGGACACUCACGGAUGAUCCCCAGGCCAAGGAAGAAGCAGAGGUGGGCAGGAUCACAGAGAAGAGGGCCCUAAUGGCUCACAGCCAAAGGGAAUGGGCCAAGUAGGGCAGGGUCUGGGUUACAGCCACAGCAGGAGGAACCAGUGAAGGGACAUUCAGAAAGACCUCCCGCACAUCUGCACCAAGGAGAGGCUGGACAGAACUACUGCAACUCCUCCGUCAGCUUCUAAAAAUGCCCAGAAAACAACUGGAUCGCUUUGGUGCCAGAGGCAGGAGGCUGGACAACAUGACCCCCCAAAGAGCCCUGAAGCCCCAGAACUGGCAUGUGGAAGGGGCCGAGGCCCAGCUAGGGCUGAUGGAGUCACAGAUGGGGUCCUCUGGGGUCUCAGCUACACCCGUUUUCUGGAGGUUUUGCCAAUACCCACAGUGUUUCACAGCUUCC